AAACUUUAUGGCUGAAUGCAGCUCGGCUUACCCUAUUGGAGACAGUUGAGCUGGUAACGGUGAAAAGGAAACAUUGCGCCCGAAAACAGAAAAAGGGGAAACGGGCGGGCCUGUUGACCCAGAUGACGCCAAGGAAGCCACCAAUUCCGACUCUCUUUCUGGCCAAUGACAGGAACCAGCAUCCAGGAGCACCUUGAUGGCAUCGCAGAAAGCCGUCAACCAUACCUGCUUGCAGUAGGGACUCAGAGGAGCGUGAUUCACAAGUACUUCAUUGUGACUGACAAACAUGCCAUACCUUGUAAAUCACAAGGUUCUCUUGCCUGUUUUGAUGAGCUUUUUAAAGCUCAUUUUGUGUUCGGCACUUCAUAUGAUCAUGAUCUGGUCAAUGUGUACAACUUUGUGCAGACUGCCAUUUAUGAGAUAGAUGUUGAGACAACCAAAGUGAGCAGAGUUGAGGGCUCGGAUGCUGCGUUAAAUAGUUGUUUUGCUAUGAUUGUUUCAGUAUUGAGUUGCAAUGUUUUGUUUCAUUUGUAAGAAGUACCAGACAAAUGCUAAUUCUCUAACCAAGCACUUAAAAGUUAUCCAUGGACUUUGCUCUGGUAAGACACUUCGUCUUAAAUGUGGUCAGGGAGCUUGUGCUCAAGUUUAUGGCACAUUUUCUGGGUUCAGAAAGCAUCUCAAUAAAGCACAUGAUGAACACACUUCUAAUCCUGGUGAAGGCCCAUCUACAACUGAAGAGACAUUUGAAAGUCAAGAUUUGCCCUCUAUGAGUGCUGCUUCUGAUAUAGUCCUGCUUCAGAAAUGGCUUGUGUAUAGUUGCGCAACAACAGUUGCUGAACUUAAAGUAGCAGGUGUAAGUGAAAGAGCAAUUAACUCUUUGGUCAUUUCCCUGGAAGAAAUAGUUAAUGAUAUUCAAAAUCAAGCAAAAGAAUCUGUGAAAAACAGUCUUUCUUUACAAGAACCUGUCAAAAGUGACAUUGAGUGCAAAAUUGAUCAAUGUUUUGAGAAAAUGGAAAAUCCUUUCAUGGCAUUAAAUUCUGAAAGUAAAAGAAUUUGUUUUUGGCAGAGAAUUGGGGACGUGUAGACCCAGUAGAAUAUGUCCUUGGUUCCAGAUUUGAUACACUGCGCAGUCGAACCACAGGGGGCUAUGAUCAGGUUGUUGUUACAGAUAAAUUUGUUUACAUCCUAAUUUUGGGAACAUUAAAGUUUAUUUUCAGGCACCCCAACAUAGAGGAGACGAUGGCCAAGUCAAAUUCAAGUGAAACUCUUAAAGACUUGUCUGAUGGAGAACUUUUUAAGAGCCAUGCUCUGUUUUCAAAACAAAAUCAUGCCCUUCAAAUUCAACUUUUCUAUGAUGAUUUUGAAACAGCUAAUCCUUUGAGAUCCUAAAGGGGAAUACAUAAAUUGGGAGCUAUAUAUUUCACUCUGCAAAUGUUUUUUCCUAAGUACAAUUCUGCUCUACACAAUAUUCACUUAGUUUCUCUGUUUUAUGCGCAGGACAUUAAAACUUAUGGCUUCUCUAAAAUACUUGAUUCAAUUGUGGAGGAUGUUAAAAUCCUGGAGAGGGAUAGAAUUACUGUUCCCCUGUAUGAUGAGCCGGUACGUGGAACUAUUGUCCAAGUUACUGGUGACAAUCUUGGCCUUCACUGUCUGUUUGGUUUUGUAGAGUCAUUUAGUGCCAGAUACUGUUGCCGCUUUUGUCUCAUUGAGAAAGAGGACUUUCAGACAGAGUUUACAGAGGACUCACCCAAGAUUGUUAUGCGAACUCAGGCACUUCAUGCUGAACAUUGUCAGAAAAUGGAGGCAAAUCCCAGACUUCCAUAUGUUAUGGGUGUUAAAAAGUCAUGCAUUCUAAAUUCAUUGCAGUACUUCAGUACAUGCGAAAACUUCUCAGUUGAUAUUAUGCAUGAUAUCUUGGAAGGAGUGACACAAUAUGAAAUAAAGCUGAUUUUAUUGCAUGUAAUUGACCAGUACACAAUAUUGAAGGAUGUAGACAGGAGAAUAAGGAGCUUUAACUAUGGGUACAUGGAACAAACCAACAAACCACCUACAGUGACGUUGUUAGAGGACUCAAAUGACUUGGGGUUAAAUGCCAUCCACUCCUGGUGUCUACUACGCAACCUACCACUCAUCUUUGGAGACUUAGUUUGUCCACAUGAUCAGCACUGGUAUUUGCUGCGGCUGUUGCUUCAAAUAGUGAGUAUUGUUUUUUUCACCAGUAUUAUCAAAAUUUUCUUGCAACACCUGAUUGCUCAACAUCACAGGUUAUUCAAACAUUUGUUUCCACAAAAGAAGCUGCUAUCGAAGCAUCAUUUCAUGGUGCGUUAUCCUACAUGUAUUCUCAAAACAGGCCCAAUUCUACAUAUCUGGUGCAUGCGGUACAAAGCUGAACACAAUUUCUUUAAAAAAAAAAAAGUUUCAAAAAUGUGACAAAAGCCCUGGUAUUAAAGCAUCAAAGUCACAUUGCUUUCAGUUGGCAUAGAUUUGACCCCAAGAGACUGACCAUUGGAGCAGGUAAAAUGGUGCCUUUAAAUGCACUGGACUGGGGCUGUGAGAUAGCAGAGACUCUUCAGUUACCAAUCAACACCAAGGUAUUAAAUGUUAAAUGGGCCAAACAUCACGGAAAUAUGUAUCGUGCAGAUUUAGUUGUUUGUAAAGAAGUUUUUUGUGAAAUGCCAGUUUUCCAUAAGAUCCACAAUGUUGUUGUGAAAGAUGAGAGGUUACUGUUUGUUACAUUUGCUCUGCAAACAGUGUGUCUGAAUGAGCAUUUCAGUGCUUUUCAAGUUUAGUGUACAAGAGACGGACCUCAUGUUAUUUAUGUAGAAGAGCUUUACUGUUACAGAGCUUUCGAUUUACAAGUGUCAUACAGUCAUGAAGAUGCAAAUGUUUAUAUU
This is a messenger RNA of Gambusia affinis (western mosquitofish), 2894 nucleotides long. RefSeq lists its product as uncharacterized. The record is from RefSeq and is a predicted model, not a curated record. Lineage: Eukaryota; Metazoa; Chordata; Actinopteri; Cyprinodontiformes; Poeciliidae. The transcript is spliced from 2 exons. Bases 1432 to 2430 code for a protein of 332 amino acids.